AUGCCUGCGAAUGGUGAGCGGUUGAGCGCAGUUGCGAGGCAACGCCGUCUGCGUGAGGCGCAGUCCGCGCAGUCGACUCCUCGAGCAUCAUCCCCGGCCACAACGAGCGAACAGGUGCACUCUGUCCCUGCGACUGAGGAGAAGCCUCAAGCAAUCGAGGAUGAAGAAGUAUAUGAGCAACCGCUCGCCGUAUCCAACCAGUUCUCAACCUUGGUCGAUGCAUCCACCGUUCAUUUCAGCUCUUCCCGAGAAGUCGAAAACAUCAAUGAGAGGUCUGUUAAAGUGAGGUUGUCUCGGGGACAGAAAUGUACCAUACUGGGAGCUUGCUGUUUAUGGGUCAAGGAAGGAGUGGUAUCUGUGUAUGGUGCCAUUCUUCAGGCUUCUACGACUACAUUCCGUCUAUAUGCACCUGCAACUUACGGCCUGCCGUCUAUUGAGGCGCUGACAUCCAAUGCUGAAUUCCAACUGGACUCGUUGGGAGAUGAAAUCCAAAAUCUGCCAUAUAUAGGAGUGAGAGAUGUCUGGUCAUCGACCGGAGCUGGCAACUCCAGAUUGUCGUUUGACAUUAUCGGACAUUCUAUCGAACAGGAUGCGAAAGGCCUGAGAAGACCCAAAGAGCUCAAUUCCGAUGCCUGGAAAACCGUCCUGUCACAUUUCUCGAGUCCAGCCUCGACAAAGUCCCACUCAUCCUCAAGCCCAAGGAUUGUGGUAUGCGGCAGGCGAUCAUCCGGGGUCUCAACCUUGGCCAGACAUCUAUCAAAUCGACUCCUGACGCAACAGCACUCCAAGGGUCUUGUCAAUUUUGUCGAUUUAGACAGUGGAAUGCCGGAGUUUACACCGCCGGGGACUAUCAGCAUGCUUCAGAUCCAGGAGCCAAUCCUCGGUCCAUCCUUCUCACAUGCUGUUCUUUCCAGACAAAAUCUUGGUCGAACUUUCAGGACGCAUUUUGUUGGCGAAAUUGAACGUACCGACCUGUCGGACUGGCACCUCGAUCGCGUAAUCGAUCUGCUCACUCUAGAACAAAGUGUUCGUGGCAAGAAAGACAAUACUCCGGUCGUCAUCGUAGUGCCCAAGUGGCUCGAGGACAUUGAGUCACAAACUGCCAGUCUUAUCUGGAAGAUGAUGCAACCGACAGAUAUCAUCUGCCUAGAUACACGACAGAGCUCACCCCAUCUACAACCUUGGAAGACAUUGGCGGAAACUGCUAGCUGUCGAAUCCAUCAAAUCCCUGCCCAAACCUUUGACAGAAUGCCUCCUCUUCGCGAGCAUGAACUCUACAUGCAGUCCUACUUUCACAUGUCAGAGUCUUCGAGCGGCCAUUCACACUGGGCGGAGACGCCGAUUCUGGCCCAGGACCCUGUCAUUCUCAAUUAUGGCUUCCAGACCCCUGACGUCGGCGGUGUAUUGCUGCUUGGAGGGAGUGUCGCACUCGAAGACACAUGUGAAGCGCUUGAAGAGAGCAUUGUUGCUCUGUUGCUCGUCAGGCAGCAGCAGAAGGCGGAAGAAGACCCGGCUGUACUUGACAAGGGUCUGAACAUCGACAUGGAUGAUACAGAGUCAAUGGAAGACAGGGGAUGGCGGGUCAGCCGUACAGAGGAGCAAAUUCCUCGAUUGCUGCAAAGUCAUCGUUCACAUGAUGCUUUUCCGUAUUCAGUGAAGCAAUCGUAUUGCAUUGGGUUAGGAUUGGUAACAAGGUUAGACGUUGUGAAACGUCAAAUAAGCCUUGUCACUCCUCUUCAAUCCCAAAUACUCUUGAGGAGGCCGGAGGGACAUCAACUGGCACUUGUAGCUCCAAGAGCCACUUCGGAUGCGAGAUUCACAUCGGACUGGGCUCGGAAAGAGAUGAGAGGCAUGAGAGGCACGAGUCAAGAUCUGAAAGGACGGUGUGAAGCUGGGCAAUUGGAUUGA
This is a messenger RNA of Exophiala spinifera, 1908 nucleotides long. RefSeq lists its product as uncharacterized. The transcript has 3 exons. Gene Ontology annotation, biological process: cleavage in ITS2 between 5.8S rRNA and LSU-rRNA of tricistronic rRNA transcript (SSU-rRNA, 5.8S rRNA, LSU-rRNA). Bases 1 to 1908 code for a protein of 635 amino acids. Gene Ontology annotation, cellular component: nucleus. NCBI's taxonomy places the organism in Eukaryota, Fungi, Ascomycota, Eurotiomycetes, Chaetothyriales, Herpotrichiellaceae. The record is from RefSeq and is a predicted model, not a curated record. Gene Ontology annotation, molecular function: polynucleotide 5'-hydroxyl-kinase activity.